Eptesicus fuscus (big brown bat) is the source of this 5058-nucleotide messenger RNA. It is a transcript of the gene KCNG3, whose product is annotated as potassium voltage-gated channel modifier subfamily G member 3. Gene Ontology annotation, cellular component: voltage-gated potassium channel complex; membrane. The record is from RefSeq and is a predicted model, not a curated record. Gene Ontology annotation, molecular function: delayed rectifier potassium channel activity; protein binding. Bases 538 to 1818 code for a protein of 426 amino acids. Gene Ontology annotation, biological process: protein homooligomerization; potassium ion transmembrane transport. The transcript has 2 exons. Lineage: Eukaryota; Metazoa; Chordata; Mammalia; Chiroptera; Vespertilionidae.
GGCUCCUCGCCGCCUCCGAAACCGCUCACUUUGCUUCUCGCCUCUGGACGGCGGCGGGGCGGUUGCCACAUCCGCGAUCGCAGGGAGCGCAGAGGACCUGGAGCCAUCCCGCACCAGCUCACCCCUCUCGGCGCCCGCGCCCCUCAGGGGGGGAACUGCGACCCCGCCUUGAAGAGGACACCCCGGCCUCGGAGGGGGCUAUCUCCCGGUCGCGAGGGGCGGCGGCUCUCAGCCUCGGUCUCCGCCAGUGGGGUGCAGAGCUGACGCCGGAGGGGACUCCCGGGACACCUGCAGGUACCGCUGCGCGGAGGGAGUGCCUCUAGGAGCGACGCCGGGCAGCCGAGGAGGCGAGAGCCCAGGGGUCCCCGGGUGCGCGUGGAGCAGAAGAGGAGCCCGAGGCAGAGUGGGCCAGGCAGCCCGCGGGGCCCCGACGGCGCGCUCCUGGGUCGGCCCCGCGGCCAGCAGACCCUGCGCGGCGGCUAGGGGGCGGCGGCGGCGGCGGCGCCCUCGGGCCUCGGGGCUUCGGGGCGGCCAGCCAUGACCUUCGGGCGCAGCGGGGCGGCCUCAGUGGUGCUGAACGUGGGCGGCGCCCGGUACUCGCUGUCCCGGGACUUGCUGAAGGACUUCCCGCUGCGCCGCGUGAGCCGGCUGCACGGCUGCCGCUCGGAGCGCGACGUGCUCGAGGUGUGCGACGACUACGACCGCGAGCGCAACGAGUACUUCUUCGACCGGCACUCGGAGGCCUUCGGCUUCAUCCUGCUCUACGUGCGCGGCCACGGCAAGCUGCGCUUCGCGCCGCGGAUGUGCGAACUCUCCUUCUACAACGAGAUGAUCUACUGGGGCCUGGAGGGCGCGCACCUCGAGUACUGCUGCCAGCGCCGCCUCGACGACCGCAUGUCCGACACCUACACCUUCUACUCGGCCGACGAGCCGGGCGCGCUGGGCCGCGAGGAGCCGCGAGCCGGCGGUGCCGCCGAGGCAGCCCCCUCCCGGCGCUGGCUGGAGCGCAUGCGGCUGACCUUCGAGGAGCCCACGUCGUCGCUGGCCGCCCAGAUCCUGGCCAGCGUGUCGGUCGUGUUUGUGAUCGUGUCCAUGGUGGUGCUGUGCGCUAGCACGCUGCCCGACUGGCGCGCCGCGGCAGCCGACAACCGCAGCCUGGAUGACCGGAGCAGGAUAAUUGAAGCUAUCUGCAUAGGGUGGUUCACUGCAGAGUGCAUCGUGAGGUUCAUCAUCUCCAAAAACAAGUGUGAGUUUGUCAAGAGACCCCUGAACAUCAUUGACUUACUGGCAAUCACGCCGUAUUACAUCUCCGUGUUAAUGACAGUAUUUACAGGCGAGAACUCUCAACUCCAGAGGGCCGGAGUCACCUUGAGGGUGCUUAGAAUGAUGAGGAUUUUUUGGGUGAUUAAGCUUGCCCGUCACUUCAUUGGUCUUCAGACACUUGGUUUGACUCUCAAACGAUGUUACCGAGAGAUGGUUAUGCUACUUGUCUUCAUCUGUGUUGCCAUGGCAAUCUUCAGUGCACUUUCUCAGCUUCUUGAACAUGGGUUGGACCUGGAAGCAUCCAACAAGGACUUCGCCAGCAUCCCUGCUGCCUGCUGGUGGGUGAUUAUCUCUAUGACUACAGUUGGCUAUGGAGAUAUGUAUCCUAUCACAAUGCCUGGAAGAAUUCUUGGAGGAGUUUGUGUUGUCAGUGGGAUUGUUCUGUUGGCAUUGCCUAUCACUUUCAUCUACCAUAGCUUUGUGCAGUGUUAUCAUGAGCUCAAAUUUAGAUCAGCUAGAUAUAGUAGGAGCCUCUCCACGGAGUUCCUAAAUUAAUGCAUUGCAAAUCAAGUCUUGCAUACACCUUGUUUGUUAGAAAGACUUAAUGCUACUUCAUAUUCAUGUGUUCCUUGCUCGGUGAGCACUGCAGUGUGGUACUGUCAUCAUCUUGGUAGGGUAAAAAUUAUCCUUCCCAGCUGAAGGGAUAAAGCAGUUUACUUAUUAUGGAGUAAACAAGAUUGAGACUGCAAAGGAAAAGUAGUGGUUUCUAGACUUAAUUUUAAUAUCUUAUUUUAUUUAGACUUGUUUCCUCCUCCUUGCCUUGAACAAUGACACUUUUUUUUUUGUUUGUUUUGAAGUGUAUUAUUUGAACAUUUUAAAAUGGAAAGCUACUAUUUUCCAAAUGUUUUUCUAUCUCAUGAAUUUGGAAGAGUCUUGGAAGUGAUGGUGUUUUUUGUUGGAGAGUAACAUUUUCGUUUCUAAAUGUUUUAUAAUCUCUCAUAUCAAUGUCAGAAGUACCCUGGAAACAUAUGUCACAUGCAAGAACUGUUUAACAAAUACUUAAAAAAUUUGGCUGAAUUUAAACUGUAUAACGGAGCUAGAUACAAGCAAGAAUAGUAUUUGGAAAACUUUUCCAGCACUUCUCAAUUCUCGGAUUUAUUUUUGUUCCUAUUAUUCACUUUAUCAUGCAGCUUCAUGGAAGCUUGAGUAUACCCUUACUUUUUCAUUUCGGGUUUCUUUUAUCUCUUUGCUGAACUGACUCAAACAAGAAUUUUAGAAUGAAGAGAGCGUGUAUUAUUUAGUAUUUUAUUGGAGUUCGUUGUAUUUGAAUUCAUUGCUGUUACUAGGCGAUAAUUGUCCUAACAUUCAGAUGUCCAAACAAGAUUUCCACAUAAGAAAUAAUAGAAGUGGUUUGAUAUUACAACUCAUAUUUUUCUUCUGCUUUUUUUUCCCUCCACCUAAACAACAUGGGUUUAAGUCUUGUCAGGUGAAAGGAUAUUUAUAUAUACCAAAGUCAUACUUAGAUGUUAUCACUGGAUUAACAUAAAAAAAGAAAUGAAAUAUUUUCUUACUCUUGGUUGCUGUGUAGCUAAGCCAUUUUAAGCCAGCUGAGAGCAAUGAAUACAUACUCAUUUGAUCUGAUCUUCACCAUCAUAAAUAACGGCCACACCAAAGCUUCUUGCAAUAAUACUGAAUAAUAUGCCACAUUAAUUUGGCAGAUUAUUAGGCCUAGAUGUAAAACUGAUGACUAUUUAGUGCUAAACUCUAGCAGAGUGAGUUAAGAUUUUUGCUUUGUUAACCAGCUGCCAUAAAGAAGUCAGUGUAUAUACACAAAAAGUUAAAGUCUCAUUGAUUAUUGAAUAAUUUAAUGUUGUACACUGUAAUUAAAUCGGGGUGAGGGCAGAGAGAGGGUGGGACCUUGAUACAUUUAUCAAAGAAAGGAUUACCAGAAGUGUUCAUUAAAGGGAUAUUAGCCAUCAUCUGGUUUAGGUAGAAAACCAGGGCAAGAGAGGAUAUGAUUGUGAAGGAGUUAGGGCUAACACCUGGAUCUCUAGAAAUCGAGUCCAGCAGCUUAUUUUUAACACAUUCUGGGUUUUGAGAAGCCACACUUCUUUGCCAGUGCCAUUGCUGAGGUAAUAAUAGCAAAACUGUUCCUUUUCCUGAGUUUAUGUGAUAUUUUGGCCAUUAAGAAUCUCACCCCACCCAGUCCUAGCCGGUUUGGCUCAGUGGAUAGAGUGUCGGCCUGUGGACUAAAGGGUCCCAGGUUCUAUUCUUGCCAAGAGCACAUGCCCAGGUUGCGGGCUCCAUCCGCCCUCCCCCAGCCCCCAGUAGGGGGCGUACAGGAGGCAGCCAAUCAAUGAUUCUCUCUCAUCAUUGAUGUGUCUAUCUCUCUCCCUUCCUCUCUGAAAUCAAUGAAAAAAAUAUAUUUUAAGAAUCUCACCCCACCCAGACAGUAUGGCUCAGUGGUUGAGCAUCAACCUAUGAACCAGAAGGUCAAGGUUUGAAUCCCAGUCAGGGCACACGUCCAGGUUUUGGGCUCGAUCUCCAGUAGGGGGAGUACAGGAGGCAGCUGAUCAAUGAUUCUCUCUCAUCAUUGAUGUAUCUAUCUUUCUCCCUCUCUUCCUCUCUGAAAUCAAUAAAAAUACAUUAAAAAAAAAAAAAGAAUCUCACCCCAUCUUCCCUACUACUAGUGGUAUGCUAUUUGUCACUACUCAAAAUAAAUUCUGUUCGUUAUUGUAUAUUUAUUGUAUUUUAAUAUAUUUGAAGUAAAUGGCAUGGAUUUAUUUUUCCUUACCUAUUUGGAUUAAGGCUUUGUGAGUCAUACAAAUAAUAUGCAGAUGACAGCGUCCCGACAUUACUAAUUAAGAUAUGAUAGCCGUCCACUUUGCUGGCACAGGGAACUCUGUGGGAAUACUAUGUCUUAUCUUCCCCAAGUAAAUUAGCGGUGUCUUGAGGACUGGGAUCCUCUUUCUUGCACACAAUUUCAUAUUCCCACAGAGUCUAUGACAGAUUUGGGCAGAAGCUGUGCACUGAUGUGGGGGGAGAAGCUUCUGUGUGGAGAGGCAAGGAGAAGCAAACGCUUCUACCUGUACUUGAGGAUACACACACAGACCUUGAGGCUGCUCUUAAAUAACAAGUAACAAGUAAGAAAUCUCUUGUUGGCAAUGCCAGACUUCCCAUAAAGGAGCAGGUGGGGAAAAUUCUGAAGACGGUUCAGCUACCUAUUUGCUAAGAAUGAUGACGAGACAUGGUGGAAUAGUUCACUGAUGAGUAUUAUAGAUAAUGGAUAAUGUAACUUUUUUAGGACAGAGGCAUUUUAUAAUAACUUCCCCUACAUGUUAUUACCUUUAAAAAAAUCAUUUAAUAGGACUUCUCUCUUGGUUGUGCUUUUAGGCAUUUUUCCUAACUCAGGCUUCCUGGCACAAAUGCUUUCAUUUAGGGUCUUUAUUAGUAGCAAGAAGUCAGAUAGUAUCCUCAUUAGAAUGCCCAAUGAGGAAAGAGGAAGCCGGAAUGGUUCUGAUUUUAUGUAGGACUUGUUUUUUAUUCUCUAAAGUGGGAUUUUUUUUUUUUUCAGGAUUAAAGCUAAAAUUAGAGAACACAUUUGAAAGUAUUCAAGGCCUCAUUGAUCUUUCGCUUUUAUGACUAUUGUUAUUGUGGGUUGCUAGUGAGACAGUUGCAUUUGCUUUGCUUUUGGGUUUUGCAGUUACUCGUGGCCACACCUUUGUAAGUUUUUACUUUCUUGAAAAUGUAGAAAUAUAUUCUUUCACAGUGGCUGUCAGUAAAUUAAAGUAAUAU